UUUGAAGAGUAUUGCUGAUGAGUGGACAAGCAGGUCAGGAUGCAAAGUUCUUCCAGCGGGGUAAGAUCCAGGAGUUCCGGGCGGAGUUGCAUGCGGCCGAGGCGAAGGAUAAGAAAUAUGUGAAGAGAAAGACGGUACUCAAGAAAAUAGUGGCGAAUAUCACGAUGGGCAAUGACAUGUCCCCAUUAUUUCCUGACGUCGUGGCGUGCUUGGGUACUCCUUUACUGGAGAUCAAGAAGAUGGUGUACCUCUUCCUCGUAAGCUAUGGUCGGUCAAAACCUGACCAAAUUCAGAUCGUCAUUCCAAGCUUUCUUCAGGACUGCGCCGACCACAACCCUCUUAUUCGAGCACUCGCCAUCCGAACAAUGUCCUAUAUACCUCUUCCAGUCGUUACGGAGGCCAUGACAGACCCAUUACGCCACGCACUCAAGGACCGCGACCCUUACGUUCGCAAGACUGCAGCAAUUUGUGUUGCUAAAGUGUAUACGGCAGACCCUCGACGAAGUGAACGUGCUGGAUUCGUCGAGAUGCUGCGCGACCUUAUGCUUGAUACGAAUGCGACUGUUGUUGCUAAUGCUGUUGCGGCGCUUGUCGAGAUCAGUGAACGGCACGACGGUGUUGCAUUUCGUGUGAAUUUCACUGUAGCGAACAAGCUAUUGACGGCGUUACAAGAGAGUUCAGAAUGGGGCCAGAUUUACAUCAUGGACGCACUCAUGACUUUCGUCCCUCACGAAUCAAAGGAAGCAGAGAUCAUUUCCGAACGAAUCAUCGUCCAAUUACAACACGGGAACUCAGCUGUUAUCCUCACCACCAUCAAAGUCCUGCUUUAUCUCAUGAAUUACAUGGAAAACCGAAGGCUCAUCGAGUAUAUCUGCAAGAAGAUGGGUCCACCACUUGUUACGAUGCUUUCGUCCGGCCCGGAAGUGCAAUAUGUUGCGUUGCGCAAUAUUCUUCUAAUCAUACAAAGACGGCCUGCUGUUCUCAAGAACGACGUGAAGGUCUUUUUCUGCAAGUAUAACGACCCUAUCUAUGUCAAGCUUGCCAAGCUGGAGAUCAUGUAUCGACUGGCGCGGGAAGAGAACUUCCGAGAAGUACUCGCUGAGUUACAAGAAUACGCAUCCGAAGUCGACAUUGACUUUGUACGAAAAGCUGUACGUUCAAUCGGCCGGCUAGCGAUUAAAGUCGAGCCCGCUGCAGAUCAGUGCAUUGAAGCAUUACUCGGCCUCAUCGAAACCAAGGUGACGUACGUCGUACAGGAAGCGAUCAUUGUUAUCAAAGAUAUCUUCCGGCGGUAUCCUGGUCGCUAUGAGGGUAUAAUACCGAAACUUUGUGAGAACUUGGAUGCAUUGGACGAACCUGAGGCGAAAGCGGCUAUGAUUUGGAUUAUUGGGCAGUUUGCGGAUAGGAUUGAGAACUCGGAUGAGCUACUUGAUGAUCUUGUAUAUAACUUCCUGGAGGAGCCAACGGAGGUACAACUCGCUCUACUCUCCGCCGUAGUCAAACUCUUCAUCUACAAGUCCAGCUCCGACACGAGCAAAGAAAUCGUACACAAAGUGUUAAAAUGGACGACUGAAGAAAUCGAUAAUCCGGAUUUACGAGACCGUGGAUUCAUGUAUUGGCGACUGCUGGCGAUUAACCCUGCUAACGCGGGUGAGAUCGUACUCGCUGAGAAACCGCCUAUUACGACGGACUCGGAUCGUAUGGAUAGAGGCUCGUUGGAUCAGCUUUUACUUCAUACGGGUACACUUGGGAGUAUAUAUCAUAAGAACCCUGAGACAUUCAUCCGAAACGCGAAAGCGAAAGCCCUCCCCGACAGUGCUGCUCUCAACGAGAAAUCACGCGCGGUACGCGUCCUAUCGCCGCCUGACCAACUCCCACCUACCGUCGUGGAUGUCCCAGGUCCACCUAUGCCUCCGGCCCGUUCAACAGAUCCUGUACCUACCGUCCCACCAUUAUCCAAUCGCUCUGAGACACUGCAGCCGGAGGGAGAAGGGGAUUAUGCUGAUGGAGGAGGGGACGUGGGGACGGAUGAAGGUGAUGCUGAGGAGCAUUUAAGGCCGAAUGGGAAUGGGAAGGAUCCGUAUGCGAAUUUGGAUGGAGCGUUUGGGAGGUAUUUGAGUGAGGAGUCGAAGGGUAUGGGGGUUGGUGCGAAUGGGAAUGGGAGGAAUGGGGACGAUUUGUUGUUUUGA
Messenger RNA from Fomitiporia mediterranea MF3/22, 2189 nucleotides. RefSeq names its product Adaptor protein complex beta subunit. Lineage: Eukaryota; Fungi; Basidiomycota; Agaricomycetes; Hymenochaetales; Hymenochaetaceae. The transcript is spliced from 11 exons. Gene Ontology annotation, molecular function: clathrin binding. Gene Ontology annotation, biological process: vesicle-mediated transport; intracellular protein transport. The record is from RefSeq and is a predicted model, not a curated record. Bases 18 to 2189 code for a protein of 723 amino acids. Gene Ontology annotation, cellular component: membrane coat.